Molecule: messenger RNA, 4104 nt
Organism: Solanum stenotomum
Lineage: Eukaryota; Viridiplantae; Streptophyta; Magnoliopsida; Solanales; Solanaceae
Exons: 2
Coding region: 1-4104 (1367 amino acids)
Molecular function (GO): RNA-DNA hybrid ribonuclease activity; nucleic acid binding
Source: RefSeq, a predicted model, not a curated record
AUGAUUGGUAAAAUUAUGUUUUGGAACAUUAGGUCAGUAAAAUCUCAAAAUUCUUUUGAAAGAUUACUGAACCUAAAUAACAAACAUCAAUACUCAUACAUUGCUUUACUAGAACCUUUUCAAAGUUCAUCAGAGUUGGAAAAGUACAGGAGAAGGCUUGGGAAAAAGCAUGCCAAAGUUAGCUGUUCUUCUAAGAUUUGGUUGUUCUGGGAUGAGGAUUGGGAAGAACAAGAUUGUGUUGACACAGUGCAGCAAAUUACUAUCUCCCUAAAACAUAGAGAUAGCAAUGCUUAUAUCAAAGUUACAGCAGUUUAUGCAAGAUGUAGUGCCCUGGAAAGAUUGGAAUUGUGGGAGGACCUUGAAGGGAUUGCUAACGAUACACAGGUUCCUUGGAUGGUAGAGGGAGACUUUAAUACUAUAACAGAUGAAUCAGAGAAGCUGGGAGGUCUGCCAGUCUCACAACUUGAAGUGGAAGAUUUUGUUCAAUGUAUUAGUGUUUGUGCAUUGAAUGAAAUAAAAUUCUCAGGAAGCAGAUACACUUGGUGGAAUGGUAGGAUAGAGUCUGACUGUAUUUUCAAAAGGCUAGACAGAGUCUUUGUGAAUAAUGAGUUCAUAAAUGAGUUGCAAAAUACAGAAGUACAACAUUUGAUCAGAGAAGGUUCAGAUCAUGCCCCUUUACAUGUUACUUGUAGCACUUCUCAUGAGCAUUUGUUCAAGCCUUUCAGAAAUAUAGCAGAUAGAGGCAACAGGCUCCCCCUUCACAGUGCUACAGACCAAGUUGAAAAGAGUAAAAUCAGCUUUGGUCAAGUGGAGCAAGACCACAUUUGGAAAUAUUUUCCAACAGGUUGCAACACUGGAAGANUCAAGACCAAAGAAAUUCAGCUGGAAAUCAACCAAUCAGGAGAAAAUAGAACUGCACUGAAGAUGGCUGAAGCAAAAUUAAAAAGAUAUCUGCACAUUGAGGAAGAUUAUUGGAAGCAGAAGGCAGGUAUGAAAUGGUUUCAAGAAGGUGACAGAAACACUAAGUUCUUUCAUGCUUAUGUGAAGGGUAGAAGAAGAAGGUUGCAAAUCUCAGAGAUAAAGACCAGACAAGGGGAUAUUAUUACCAGCACACAGAAUAUUGGGGAAGAGGCAGUGAAUGUGUUUGAGGAACAAUUCAUGGACACCAAUGCACCAUCAGAUUACUCUAUGCUGGACAGUAUUCCAAAACUGAUUACAGAUGAACAGAAUGAAGAAAUGGGUAAUGUACCUACGGAGGAGGAAAUUAAAGAAGUGGUUUUUGCUUUAAAUGGAGAUAGUGCAAGUGGUCCAGAUGGAUUUUCAGGGCAAUUUUUCCAAAGCUGUUGGGAUAUUGUUAAAUGGGACAUUGUCAACAUGGUUAAAGCUUUUUUCUGUGGUCAGGAGCUUCCAAGGUAUAUAACUCAUACUAACCUAGUCCUUAUCCCUAAAAAAGAGGUGGUUGAUAAUUUUGGUGAUUUGAGGCCUAUUAGUCUUAGCACAUUUAUUAACAAAAUCAUAUCAAGACUGCUGCAUGAAAGGUUAGUGAAAGUGCUUCCUAACAUUAUCCCUCAGAAUCAAGCAGGAUUUUUGAAAGAGAGGAGCAUUGUUGAGAAUGUUCUCCUAGCACAGGAAAUCAUUAGAGAUAUCAAUAGAAGAAAUAAGCUUCACAAUGUGGUGGUGAAAUUGGACAUGGCUAAGGCAUAUGACAGAGUGUCAUGGAUCUUCCUCACUAAGGUGCUUAGAAAAUUUGGAUUUUCAGAAAGGAUUAUUGACAUGGUGGUAAGGUUAUUAACAAACAAUUGGUACUCAGUGAUUGUGAAUGGCCAGUCAUUUGGAUUCUUCCAAUCCUCAAGAGGUUUGAAACAAGGGGACCCACUUUCUCCAACUCUGUUCAUCAUAACAGCAGAGGUAUUGGCCAGGAGUCUCAACCAGCUACACAAGGAUCAGAAGUACAAAGGUUUUGGUUUACCAAAGUGGAGCCAAGAGAUCAAUCACUUGAGUUAUGCUGAUGAUACUAUACUGUUCUGUUCAGGUCAGUCAUACUCAAUGAAGAAAAUGAUGAAGGUAUUGAUUGAUUAUGAAAAGGUGUCUGGACAAAUGGUAAAUUUAGACAAGAGUCUGGUCUAUAUGCAUGAAAAGGUACCACUUGGAGUAUGUAAUCAAAUAAAAAGAAUUACAGGAAUAAAACAAGGUUCAUUUCCUUUCACUUAUCUUGGCUGCCCCAUUUUCUAUGGGAGGAAGAAAAAUGCCCACUUUGAGAUGCUGAUCAAUAAGGUGAUAAAGAGAUUAAGUUCCUGGCAGAACAGGUUACUCUCUUUUGGGGGAAGGUAUGUCCUAAUAGCUCAUGUUCUUCAGUCAAUGCCUAUAUAUGUUCUUUCGGCUAUGAAUCCACCAGAUGGUGUAAUCAAACAGCUACAUAGAAUCUUUGCAAAAAUUUUUUGGGCUAAUACAGCUGGAGCUAAGAACAAGCACUGGGUUGCAUGGCACAAUAUAUGCUACCCCAAAAAGGAAGGAGGAUUGGGAUUGAGGUCAUUACAUGAUGUUUCAAAAGCUCUUUUUGCUAAACUGUGGUGGAAGUUUAGAACUUCUACUGACUCUUUGUGGGCUUCAUUUAUGUGGAACAAAUAUUGUAAGAAAUUGCAUCCAAUUAUUGCUCAGGGAUAUGGGGCCUCCCAUGUUUGGAGGAAAAUGAUAGCAAUAAGGGAAGAAGUGGAGCAUGAAAUAUGGUGGCAGAUUAAGGCUGGUAACUCUAGUUUCUGGUUUGAUAAUUGGACUAAACAAGGUGCUUUAUAUCAUAUAGAGGAAAAUGCUAAGGAAGAAGAGGUGGAAGUGAAGGAAUUUAUUACAGAAUCAGACUGGGACAAAGUGAAGUUAUUGCAGCAUCUCACUACUGAAAUGACUGAGUAUAUAAUGGAGAACAUUUCACCUCCAAAAUCACAGUCUGGCAAUGAUGUGGCUUGGUGGAUGGCAAAUACUCAAGGAAGAUUCAAUGUCAAGACAGCAUGGGACAUGAUGAGAAGGAAACAAGAACCCAGAAGAGAUUUUGAGCUAAUCUGGCAUAAGGGGUUGCCAUUUAAGCUUAAUUUUUUUAUAUGGAGGGUCUGGAAAAGGAGGAUUGCCACAGAUGAUAAUCUAAAGAAGAUGAAAAUCAAUAUAGUGUCCAGAUGUUGGUGCUGUGACAGAAAGGAGGAGGAAACAAUGUCUCAUUUAUUCCUAACAGCCCCCAUAGCCAAUAGGCUAUGGAGGUAUUUUGCUCAUUUUGCAGGAAUUAACAUAAAAGGAAUGCACUUACAACAAUUAAUAAUCACUUGGUGGAAAGAUGAGUCAACUCCUAAGCUGCACAACAUAUACAGAGCAAUGCCAACAAUUAUCAUGUGGAGCUUAUGGUUAAGGAGAAAUGCUAUCAAACAUGGCAGUGCCAACAGCUGGGAAGGGAUGAUGGAUAUGAUAAUGGAAUUGGUCAGGCAGCUAGUGAAGACACAAUUUCCAUGGAUCAAAAAAAUGACAUGGUCUUGGAGGGAAGUAAUUUGCAGACUCACACAAUACAAACCAAAGAUACAUGUUUUAGGUGUCACAUGGAGACCUCUUGAAGAUCACCAAGUAAAGUGUAACACUGAUGGGGCAAGUAGAGGCAAUCCUGGUAUGAGUUCUAUUGGAUUUUGUAUAAGAGAUACUAGAGGAGACCUUAUUUACGCUUUAGCAAAAGGUAUUGGUAUUGCUACUAAUAUUGAAGCAGAAACUAUUGCCAUACUUUAUGGUCUGAGAGAGUGUAAGAGUAGGCGAUUUCAGAAUGUAAUUAUUGAGACUGAUUCACUCAGUCUCAAGAAGAUCAUUCAGAAAGCUUGGAGGGUGCCAUGGGAAUUAGCAGAAAAGGUGGAAGAGAUUAGGGAAAUUAUGCAGCAGAUCAGUGCAACAAUCACACAUAUUUUCAGAGAAGGUAAUGAUUUGGCAGACUCUUUGGCUAAUGUAGCCAUGGAAUCACAAUCUGAGCAUCAAUAUCUCAGGUUCCAUGAGUUGCCACUGAAGGAAAGAAGGAUCCUAAAUGUAGAAAAAGCACAAAUCCCAACACUCAGAAUAAGGACUCGUAAAAUCAUUCCUCAAUGA